Messenger RNA from Castor canadensis (American beaver), 1492 nucleotides. It is a transcript of the gene C8H6orf141, whose product is annotated as chromosome 8 C6orf141 homolog. NCBI's taxonomy places the organism in Eukaryota, Metazoa, Chordata, Mammalia, Rodentia, Castoridae. The record is from RefSeq and is a predicted model, not a curated record.
GGAGCUCAGUUGGAGUUUCCUGCGUGAGCUGGUGAACUACCGAAUGAAUGACCCUUCCUUUCUCUAGGAUGGAGAAUCCGGGUGCCCACGGACCUACGGAUCCCUCGGACUGCACUCGCCACCUGGGGCGCACUGAGUGCGAAGUGGGGCGCGGGGCCCCCCUGGCUCCUGGCGCCCGGAAUCCAGCAAGGACUGGGAGGAGCAGAAGCCUGGACGGUGCCCACGGGGAUCGGAGGGAAGGUCGGGUCCUCGGACCCUCAGCCAGAGAAAAUUCGGAUUGUGAGUCCUGGGUCAGAGAGAAAGUCCUCUUUCUUCUGCACCCAGCGAGGUGGCUGGGGACUCAAGGGGACCGCCAUGCAUGGGAAGAGGUGACCGGUGGGGAGGAUCUUCCUCAGGCGAGCAGGGACGACCACGAUCAAGAACCCGACUGUCCUGUCUGUCAACCGGAAAAGAGGAAUUUUGGCAGGCGAAUGUCUGCUCCUUCGCGGCCACAGCCGCUGGACUCCGCAGUUCCACUCAAGCCUGUGCUCGUGCGGGUCGUGGAUUAUCAAGUGACUGAAGAAUUGCUGGAGACCGCGUGGACGAACGGUCAAGUGACCAUGAGGACAGAGGAGCGCUCCAUGACCGCGGUCACUUUCCGCACCCACAGGGCAUGAGACCGAUUUGGGGCGCGGGGACCCUGGCUGUCCUCUCUCAGACCAAGGAUUGUUUCCCGCCCCCAAGGACCUGAUUUCCCUGUGGAGAUUAAACGGGACACGGGAGUCAGAAGAAUCCGAGGAAUGCACGGGUUGGAGGAUGAGCCAUGAUCCUUAAAAGAAAAUGGUCUCCUGGGAACCCCAAGCAGCAACCCCCCAGAAGAACCUGGAACAGGCUGGUGGAGGGCGCAGUGCUCGGGGACGCAGGUGGUGCCCAGUGUCUCUUGGGUCUGGGGACCAAUACCAUUAAAAAAAAGGGGGACAAAAGGUUUUCCAGAUCCUAGCAGAAGUCUGACAUGGAGUGGGAGCCUGAGGAAAGGAAACCUGUCACUCACGAGUGUCCUGCCAGAGCAUCCCCAGUGAGCCUUGUCCUCAACACUAGGAAGCCUCUGAGAACAGCUGGGUCUUGGCUCUAGGGUCUCACCUCCACCUCACACAAGAAUAUUAUCAUCCAAAAUUGUGUUAGGUGAAUAAAUCACAUUAAAGACUACCAGAAGCCACCUGACCAUUUGAAUGACUAUAAGACAAAUGUCACAAUCACAUAACCAACAUGGAUCAGGCAAGUGUCUGCAUCUAAUAAACCCUACCCCAUAACCUUUGUCACCUUUGUAUGCAUCCUGUUUGACUUGCUGCUCUGAAUGUUGGACUUGACAGUACUUGGUACUAAAACUAGAUGUGUAUCUUUAAAAGAAGACAAAAGCUUUCUAUAAAAAGAUAUGAGUUACUCAUGCAGAAAAAUUGGGAGAAAUAUUAAUUUGUGAAGAAAAAGAAAAGUAGAAUAAAAGAGAACAAAAAAG